CGGAACCAAUGCCAAGCUUGUCGACUAAAGAAGUGUCUCCAAGCUGGCAUGAACAAAGAUGAUACCUCCCAAGGAUGGCUGUCCUGGAUUUGCAACCUGAUUGUCAUCUUCUUCGUCUACAUCUGCACCUUCAUAACAUUUCCUAUAACAGGAUGGUUUGUACUGAAGACGGUGCCUAACUACGAGAGGAUAGUAACAUUUCGUCUGGGUCGCGUUGGUCCUCCAAAGGGCCCCGGUAUUGUCCUUGUGCUGCCCCUCAUUGACCAGUGGCAGAAAGUAGACCUGCGCACCCGUGCUUUCAACAUCCCUCCCUGCCAGGUGAUUACUCUGGAUGGCGGUGUGUUGUCAGUGGGAGCAGACAUCCAGUUCAGGAUCUGGAACCCCGUCAUGUCAGUACUAUCAGUCCAGGACCUGAACCUCUCAACUCGGAUGACGGCACACAAGGCUUUGACCUACAGCCUGGCCAAGAAGACUGUCAGGGAGAUCCAAACUCAGAGAGUUAAACUUGGAGAAUAUCUCGGGAUGGACAUAAAUGAGAUGACUCAACCAUGGGGGCUGGAGGUGGACAGGGUAGAGCUUACCCUAGGAUCUGUACUUAAAGCACCAGGGGAAGGCACCACAGCACCCCUCAUCAUGCCACCCUCUGUGCCUGGACUGGAAGGCCUCACUGGCCCCAUUCAGCAGUUGGCCAUGCACUUUCUGGGCCACAGUAGCAUUUCACAGCCUCAACAAGUGGCUUGCAUGGACCCAAGUAGCUCUUUCUGCAACCUUUAUUGCCGUCUGGGUGACGAGGAGGAUGAGGUAUGGACCCUGCCAACGACUGGUUUUCCAGCUCUUGCUGCGGAAAUCCUUGAUCAGCACCGUGUCUCCGGGCUGGAGGCUGCGCAGGGGUCCGUCUGCAGAUGAAACAGGCACCGUUAUUCUGUGGAGGCCCUUCACGUCCU
Cottoperca gobio is the source of this 944-nucleotide messenger RNA. RefSeq names its product stomatin-like protein 1. The transcript has 7 exons. Gene Ontology annotation, cellular component: plasma membrane. Lineage: Eukaryota; Metazoa; Chordata; Actinopteri; Perciformes; Bovichtidae. The record is from RefSeq and is a predicted model, not a curated record. The coding region runs from base 49 to 906 and encodes 285 amino acids.